Alternaria rosae is the source of this 669-nucleotide messenger RNA. RefSeq names its product long chronological lifespan protein 2. Lineage: Eukaryota; Fungi; Ascomycota; Dothideomycetes; Pleosporales; Pleosporaceae. The transcript has 2 exons. The record is from RefSeq and is a predicted model, not a curated record. Bases 98 to 460 code for a protein of 120 amino acids.
GGAAACCGACACAUCAUCCACUUUGCAUUUACGGUUUGUUACACUUCACACAGGUUACUUUACGCUUGUCGCAUACACUCGAGAUACGGCUGCGAACAUGGCGCGCUUUCAAAUCCUUCUCGCGGUCCUCGCAUCGUUUGUUUGGGGCUCGAGUGCGCAGUUUGGCUUCUUCGACCAGAUGUUCGGUGGUGGUGGAGGGCAGCAACAUCAGGAGCCGCAGAAUGUGAGGAGUGAUGCUAGUUGGUAUCAGGCGCAGUAUGAAGCUGCACAAUGCUCCCACUACCUCUGCCCCGGCACCCUUUCCUGCGUCCAUUUCCCACACCACUGCCCCUGCGCAUGGGAGAACGUUGAAGACAAAGUCGAACUCGGUGACGGAAUUGCGAUCUGUGGAAGUAAAGGAGGAUGGAACACUGGCGAGUUUGGCAGGAAGGUCGAAUUGGCUAGGAAGGGGCUGCUAUAAGAAGAGGGACGAGUUGUUCAUGCCGUAAGAGAGGGUACGCAGUUGAGGACGGCAAUAUCAUGGCUGGCCAUGGAGAGCUCAUGUCGAGUUACUGUGACAUGAGCAUAACUGGCAUGGACAUACACCUCGAAUGAGAAGGAAGAGCGAAAAUCUUGGGAAUGGACCAAUCAGGCCAGGUCAUGAAUUCGUUGAAUUGCAAAUAUACCAAU